Aureobasidium pullulans EXF-150 is the source of this 1016-nucleotide messenger RNA. RefSeq lists its product as uncharacterized. NCBI's taxonomy places the organism in Eukaryota, Fungi, Ascomycota, Dothideomycetes, Dothideales, Saccotheciaceae. The transcript is spliced from 3 exons. The record is from RefSeq and is a predicted model, not a curated record. Bases 1 to 810 code for a protein of 269 amino acids.
AUGCACCUGGAUCCAAACCUGGAUUUGGAUCUGGACCUACUUCCACCGACAAUUCGUCAAGCCAUGAAAGUUCCACUGAUACCGACACCAGCCAUGUCCACAAACUCUGCCGAGCCACCGGCAAAGCGCUUGAGGAUGAGCAGCAAUGAAUCGACCAGUGCUACAUCCGUAUCGACGCUUCAAGACGUACUCCCCAGCUUUGUGGAAACAAAGCAAUUCGCGUGCUAUGUUUCUUCUGAUGAUCUCGAAAGUAUGAUCUUCCGCACCGAAGAUUUGCAGCGAGUGACCAACACGUUCGGGUCAUACCUCUUCAACAACGGUACCGAGGGUGACAUGAAGAGAGUCUUCAAGUCUUGCGAGGAGACAGCCAGCAGUCUCCGCAGUACACUCGAAGACCUGGAGGCUAGAGCAACCAAAUCCUCGACGGAGAUGGAUGAAUAUAUCAGCAACGAAGCCAACAUGGAGAGCUUGAUCAAAAAGGCAACGAGAUCCACAGCAACGAUGGACUUCUUGAUCAAGACCGCAAUUGAAAGGAUUGUCGAUAACGAGUUGUCAUGCCUCGCUAGCUUGGAUGGAACAUAUCUCGACCUGACAUACAAGAAAUGGUACAGUCGACUUGAUGACCCGGACAGCUUUGUGGUGCCGAUCAAAAAAGCUAUGGAGGAGGAUCCGACGCCACUCGAGGACCUCGAAGCCAAAAUCAGGCAGUACUUCAGGCGCGACAUGGUUCAGAAGGCGACGAAGGACUUUGAACUUCAGUUGGAAACACAGUGGAAGGACUUGAGAGUCUGCGGCAAGACCAGUGAAUGAGUGAAUCAGGGACAAGCGGACGGCUCAUUUGCAACGAGGAUCAUAUUGUUUGCUGGGCUAAUGUUGCUGGUGAGGCUUUUGAGCGAGGACGAUGCUCGAGAACGCUGGCCUGCUAUCAAAUAUGAGAUGUCGGCAUUGUCAGGAAGACAUCGAGGCAAGAAGUGACAGUUAUUGCUACCUCAUGCAGCCAUACACAUGAAUAUGAC